AUGUUGUUCUGGUUGCUGUUCGUACUGACGAAGGUGGAGCGAGGAUCCAGUCACCCUCCAUGCGAAAAAUCCUACCAGGCCCAAUGGCCUAGCAAUGGACUCUGCUACACGGAAUUCACGCAAGGACCUUGCCCCCCGGGGCGAGAAAUCUCCUACAACGUCUUCAUCGGAAGUGGGGAAUGCACUUGCGUCAGAGGGUUCCUGGAAUACCCCCAAAACGGCCAGUGUUACGAAGAAUUCGGACAGGGCCCAUGCGAACCCGGUCUGAUAUUCGUGACCGACCCCCAAGGCAAUGGAACGUGCGACUGCAGACCCAGUCUCAAGUUCUACUACCAUCGGGACACUCGGAAAUGCUUUCCUCUGUAUUCUCGGGGCCCCUGUGAACUGGGUCAGCAUCUGGUUUUUGACUACGCUCGUGGUGAGCCGAGCUGUCGAUGCAAGGAUAACCAUAUUCCCUGGUCAGAUGGAAAUUGUUACGAGUUGAACACCCGAGGACCAUGUCGAGAACAAUGCGAAAGUGGUGUGGAAUGCUUGCUGAGAGAUUUGGACACGAGGACGACGGAUUGUCAAUGCGUGUCCCAGUACGAAUCCGACGGACGAUGUUUCCAAGCCUUCAGUCAAGGUUAUUGCCCCCUCGGACAGUGGCUUGUACCGAGUCAAAAUCAUUCCACGUCGAGCCUUCAAUGCCAAGUGAAACGAGAGUGCAAGAAGUUCGACAAUUGGUUCCACGAUCCUCAGACCAAGACCUGUUACCGCCAGUAUUCCCAGGGCCCUUGUCCCAAAGGAAAACUGUUUUAUCUUGAUCGAGUCAGUGGGGAGAUUAAGUGCGGGUGCGAAUCCACGUGGAAGCCGUAUUACUGGCCGGGGGACGGGGGUUGUUACGAGCCGAAAUCCGAAGGUCCAUGUCCUCGGGGCAAGUACUUCCAUUACGACGUCGGUAACGGGAGGACGGAGUGCCGAUGCUUCCACAAUCACGUCCCCGAUCGCAAAUUCCCUGUCUGCCACGAGGAGUUCACCAGGGCGGAUUGCCCGUUGGGAUUGCUGGUCCGGGCUCAUCCGAGGACGGGAGAAGCCGUCUGUGAUUGCUCCAAAGAUAUGAUCGGGCAUUUUUGGGCCGCUGAUGGCCGAUGUUACGAACAUUUCACGAGGGGUCCUUGCGAGAAAGGGCAGAUGUUCAGGCUCGGCUGGGGUCUCGAUAGUCCCAUCUGCAUGUUUUGGCCUCCCUCUUUCACUUGA
Messenger RNA from Darwinula stevensoni, 1236 nucleotides. NCBI's taxonomy places the organism in Eukaryota, Metazoa, Arthropoda, Ostracoda, Podocopida, Darwinulidae. The record is from the annotation of a GenBank genome assembly.